AUGGCGAACAUGGAAUCGACAAACGCGUUUAUGUACCCACUCGUGACGGAGAGCGCGUUGAUGAUGAGCAUCGAGGCGCUCGAGAGGACGUCUCUGCCCCAGGGAUUCUUGGAUAUGCCCCCGAUCGUCAGAGCUGCCGGUGUGCUACCAAGAGACUGCACUACAGAGGUCAUCGACGUGAACAAAUUGUGUCAAAAGAGUACAUCGGUCGUUCGUUAUGUUGAAGUUGCCGAUGAAGGAGGUCGACUGUACUGCGUGGAUGGACUAGUGAGUACAUCCUGUUGGUUGAAAGUCGUCGCGUUUGCAAAGGAUUGUCAAAGCUGCAAUGUAAUUCUGAUGACCACCGAUAAAGGAGUGAUGUUGAAGACGAUAAAGAGCAUCACACCGGGCGAACCUUUGCUUAUGUGGUUCACCGAGAACAUUUUGGCAAUGAUGAACAUGCCCUUCCUGACACCGUCCAAUAUUCAAGGUCAGAAUCGUUACAUCUGCCACAUGUGCGACAACCUGUUCGAGUACCCAAAUCCUUUGAAGAUCCACCUAGCCCUAAAGUGCAAUCGACUGGAGACUAAUCAUCUUUGGUCGGUGCUGGCGAAAGAGUUCAGUUUGUCGCCGAGGUCCACCCUGUCUCUCAGUCUGUUCCCGCCGACUUUCAGAUUCGAACUGACCAAGUCGAAUCUGGCGCGAGCAUCGUCUACCAGGAUAUCGCCGAUCUUGGUAGAAACCAUGGAUUCUAGUGCAUCAUUGACGAACAACAAUUCACCGAAUUCGUCGAAUCAACCAUCGCCUUCGUCUUCGAAUCAACCCUCGCCGAACUCUUCGACCACGCAGAUCUCCCCGAGCUCCUCCACUCAAGUCUCUCCUGUGAGGAAAGAUUUGGGCUUCCGGCAUUCGGCUUUCAAGCCGUACACUAAUCAGAGCAAUCUGUUCACCACGGUUUGUCCAUUGACCAGAGACGAAUCCGUUUUAACGACGUACAACGUGCAAACGACCGCUGCACCGAUCCCCACCGAGGUACACGCUGCACAGAUGGAAACGAUAGUCAGCAAUCUCGGAAAAUCGAAGCAAGGACACCUGUGCAUCUAUUGCGGAAAAGUCUACUCGAGGAAAUAUGGAUUGAAAAUUCACAUCAGAACCCACACUGGCUACAAACCACUGAAAUGCAAGUACUGUCUACGACCAUUUGGCGAUCCGAGCAAUUUAAACAAACACGUACGAUUGCACGCAGACGGGGAAACACCUUACAGGUGCGAAUUGUGCGGGAAAGUGUUGGUUAGAAGGAGGGACCUGGAGAGGCACGUUAGAUCAAGGCAUCAAGAAAACGUGGAGCAAACUUCGGACACAUCGUCGGACGGAAUCGAUGUUUAA
Molecule: messenger RNA, 1365 nt
Organism: Osmia bicornis bicornis
Lineage: Eukaryota; Metazoa; Arthropoda; Insecta; Hymenoptera; Megachilidae
Gene: Prdm13
Product: PR domain zinc finger protein 13
Exons: 4
Coding region: 1-1365 (454 amino acids)
Cellular component (GO): nucleus
Source: RefSeq, a predicted model, not a curated record